AGAAUAGGAUCCGUGGGGUUAACUUUACUAAUUGUAUAUUUGUGUAAUCAAAAACCGAAUAAAGCGUAAAGCCUUUCAUUACCCAACGAUCCCAACAUGACCGCCGCUUUAAAGAAUCGCGCCAUUACCCAUGCCACCAUCCGCUUGGUGAGGGCAUCCUAGGGAAUUUCUGGGUGAAAUCAAAUUAUCGUAGGAGUACGUCGCCGAGACCAUCUGACAACACUACUGCAUAGUGCGUUUGUCAUUAGGCAGCACCAACACAUAACCUAAAAAAAAUUAUUUAAUUAUUUACUAAUACAACAUAAAAUACAUUAAUUAAAUCGAUAAAUAUUUGCUCUGCACCAAUUUUUUACCACCCACGGCCUUUGCAUAAAAUGUCUACACGCUGGUAUCCAAUUUAUCAAAGGGGCAACCCACAACUUCGUAUAUUUUUACCAAAUUUUUGGAUGAAAUUAGUACAUACACCUCUGCGGCAACAACCAAAUAUUGUUCAUUUUCAAUGUUCUAUGGAAAUGACUAAACAUGAUAUAAAAAACUAUUUGGAGAAGAUAUACAAAGUACCUGUAGUAGAAGUUAGAACAAAAAUUUCACUUGGGAAAUUCAGAAAGGAUAUUGGAAAAGGUUAUGUUGUUAAGGAUGAUGAUAUAAAGACAGCAUUUGUAACUUUGCCUAAAACUACAACAUUUGAAUUUCCCAACAUAUUUGAAAAAAAGAAAGGUGAUGUAGAGGAUGACUUGAAAUCUUUAGAAGAAACAAAGAAAACAUUUAAACAAUAUAUUGAACGCAACAGGGAUAGAAGUGAUAUACCUAGCUGGUUUUCCAUUUGAUAAUGAAAUGUAAUGUUGUACAUACCUAGUCUCAAUUUAAUAGAGAACAUUAAAUUAAAAGUCAA
Pieris brassicae (large cabbage white) is the source of this 892-nucleotide messenger RNA. It is a transcript of the gene mRpL23, whose product is annotated as probable 39S ribosomal protein L23, mitochondrial. Gene Ontology annotation, molecular function: structural constituent of ribosome. The coding region runs from base 375 to 827 and encodes 150 amino acids. The transcript has 3 exons. Gene Ontology annotation, biological process: mitochondrial translation. Gene Ontology annotation, cellular component: mitochondrial large ribosomal subunit; ribosome. The record is from RefSeq and is a predicted model, not a curated record. NCBI's taxonomy places the organism in Eukaryota, Metazoa, Arthropoda, Insecta, Lepidoptera, Pieridae.